AUGGAAUGUAUCGGAAUGAACGAGAAGUGCCAUUGCGAGGAAGGGAAGACGUAUUGUGAUUCAGUAGAACGUUGUUUACCUAUGGAACAUUUGAUAGAUGGUCAAUGUCCUCCUGAAUGUGACGAUGGCGAGGUAAAGUUGCUUUGUCCUCACAUAAUGUGAUUAAUUGCACCGUAAAGUCGUUCUAAUUGUCUGUUUUUCAUACUAGCAAUACUGUCUCAGCUCAGGAGAUUGUGUAGAUGAAGGAAGGAUGAAGGAAUUAUGUCCUAGGAAUAAAACUGAGAUGCCUUGCGAUGAGGGAAAGGUAAGGACCACAAGACAAACCUAACCUUGACUCUAACCCUUAUCAUCACCUACCAUCAUCACCACCAUCAUCAUCACCACCAUGAUGGUGAUGAUGAUGAUGAUGAUGAUGAUGAUGAUGAUGAUGAUGAUGGUGAUGAUGAUAUCAAGUAAUUUAAAUACUUUGAAAAAUUUAGAUGUUCUGUAGAGCUACCCAUGGUUGUACAACUCAAGCGGAAUGUGAUGCAGCUUUUCUUAAGAAAUAUCCAACAGGAAUGCCAACUCGGGACACUCCACCACCAUGCCCCACGGACCAGGUAUGUGAUGAUGGUGUUGAUGUUGAUGAUAUUGAUGAUGAUGGUGAUGAUGAUAUGAAGUAAUUUAAAUACUUUGAAAAAUUUAGAUGUUCUGUAGAGCUACCCAUGGUUGUGCAACUCAAGCGGAAUGUGAUGCAGCUUUUCUUAAGAAAUAUCCAACAGGAAUGCCAACUCGGGAAACUCCACCACCAUGCCCCACGGACCAGGUAUGCCUCACACUGAACAUUCUACUUAAAAUCACUUCAUAAUUUCACCCACUUGAUACGUUACCUCAAUGCGUGAUCUGUACAAGGUUUAAAUCUAAAAAAAUGGUGACGAUGAUAAUGGUGAUGACGUCCAAACCUUAACCCUCACUCAAACCCUUACCUCAACACUAAUCUUAACCCUAGUCUAACCAUAAACCCAUUCUUAACCCUGAGCCUAACCAUAAACCCAUUCUUAACCCUAACAUUAACCCUCACCCUAUCCAAACCCUUACAUCAACACCAAUCUUAACCCUGAGCCUAACCUUAACUUGAUGUAAAACUCUGUCACCCAAAAUCAUAUUGUUUUCAAUGCAGCAUUACUGUCCCAGCUCAGGAAAAUGUGUAAAUAAAAGAAGGAUGAAGGAAUUAUGUCCUAGGAACGAAACUGGAAUCCCUUGCAAAGAAGGAAAAGUAAGAACCACAAGACAAACCUGAACCUUUACCCUAACAUCAACUUUUACUUCAACACUAAUUUUAACCCUGAGCCUAACCAUUCUUAACUUGAUGUAAAACUCUGUCACCCAAAAUCUUAUUGCCUGUUUUCAAUCCAGCAAUACUGCCUCAGCUCAGGAGAAUGUGUAGAUGAAGGAAGGAUGAAGGAGUUAUGUCCUAGGAAUAAAACUGAAAUGCCUUGCGAAAAAGGAAAAGUAAGAACUACAGACCUUACCUUAACCUUAUCCCUAUCCAAAUCGUUACCUCAACACUAAUUUUAACACUGACCUAACCAUAAACCCAUUCUUAACUUGUCUCACCCAAAAUCUUAUUGUCUGUUUUCAAUCCAGCAAUACUGUCUCAGCUCAGGAGAAUGUGUCGAUGAAGGAAGGAUGAAGGAAUUAUGUCCUAGGAAUAAAACUGAAAUGCCUUGCGAAAAAGGAAAAGUAAGAACCACAAGACAAACCUUACCUUAACCUUAACAUUAACCCUAAUCCGAACCCUUACCUCGAUACAAAAUUACAAAUCCAAACCCUGAGUCUAACCAUAAACCCAUUAUUUGCGCUCGAUAUAAAACUCUAUCAGUCAAAAUCUUAUUGUCCAUUUUUCACACCAGCGUUACUGUCUCAGCUCAGGAGAAUGUGUAGAUGAAAGAAAGAUGAAGCAACUAUGUCCUGAAAACUGAAAUGCUUUGCGAAGAACCACAAGACAAACUCGACCUUAACCCUAACAUUAACCCAAAUUCGAACCCUUACCUCAGCACUAAUCUUACCACUGACCCAAACCGUUAACUCAUUCUUAACUUGAUGUUAAACUUUGUCACUCAAAAUCCUAUUGUCUGUUUUCAAUCCAGCAAUACUGUCUCAGCUCAGGAGAAUGUGUAGAUGAAAGAAGAAUGAAGGAAUUAUGUCCUAGGAAUAAAACUGAAAUGCCUUGCGAAAAAGGAAAAGUAAGAACUACAAACCUUACUUUAAUUCCAAUCCUCUUCCAAACCCUCACCUCAACACUAAUCUUAACCCUGAGCCUAACCACAAACCCAUUCCUAACUUGUGUCACCCAAAAUCUUAUUGUCUGUUUUCAAUCCAGCAAUACUGUCCCAGCUCAGGAGAAUGUGUCGAUGGAGGAAGGAUGAAGGAAUUAUGUCCUAGGAAUAAAACUGAAAUGCCUUGUGAAAAAGGAAAAGUAAGAACCACAAGACAAACCUUACCUUAACCUUAACCCUAAUUGUGGUAUUCACGUGAUCAUCACACCCUGUGAACGAUGGUAUUGAGAGGACACGUGUAAUAUAUAGAAUAUGGUCUUAUGUAUGCAAAGUAAACACAUGAACAAAUUACAAGACUCUGUCUUUAUAUUACUAAUAUUAACCCUAAUCCGAACCCUUACAUCAGCACUAAUCUUAACCCUGAGCCUAACCUUAAACCCAUCCUUGACUUCAUACAAAAUGUUAUUGUCUGUUUUCAAUCCAGCAAUACUGUCUCAGCUCAGGAGAAUGUGUAGAUGAAGGAAGGAUGAAGGAAUUAUGUCCUAGGAAUAAGACUGAAAUGCUUUGCGAAAAAGGAAAAGUAAGAACCACAAGACAAACCUUACCUUAACCUUAACCAUAAUAUUAACCCUAUUCCGAACCCUUACAUCAGCACUGAUCUUAACCCUGAGCCUAACCGUUAACCCAUUCUUAACUUGUGUCACCCAAAAUUCUAUUGUCUGUUUUCAAUCCAGCAAUACUGUCUCAGCUCAGGAGAAUGUGUCGAUGAAAGAAGAAUGAAGGAAUUAUGUUCUAGGAAUAAAACUGAAAUGCCUUGCGAAAAAGGAAAAGUAAGAACCACAAGACAAACCUUACCUUAACCCUUACGUUAGCCCUAAUAUUAAACCUAAUCCAAACCCUUACCUCAACACAAAUCCUAACCCUGAGCCUAACUAUAAACCCAUUCUUAACUUGAUGUAAAACUUUGUCCCUCAAAAUCUUUGUUUUCAAUCCAGCAAUACUGUCUCAGCUCAGGAGAAUGUGUAGAUGAAAGAAGAAUGAAGGAAUUAUGUCCUAGGAAUAAAACUGAAAUGCCUUGCGAAAAAGGAAAAGUAAGAGCUACAGACCUUACCUUAACCCUGAUAUUAACCCUAAUCCAAACCCUUACAUCAACGGUAAUCUUAACCCUAACGUUAACCCUAACAUGAACCUAAUCCGAACCCUCACUUCAGCACUAAUCUUAACCCUAAUCCGAACCCCUACCUCAGCACUAAUCUUAACCCUGAGGUUGAUGUAAAACUCUGUCAUUCAAAAUUCUAUUGUCUGUUUUCAAUCCAGCAUGUAAAACAUUCAUAAACAGAUGUAAAACUUGACUUGAUGUAAAACACCUAUCAUUCAAAAUGUUAUUGUUUGUUUUCAAUUCAGCAAUACUGUCUCAGCUCAGGAAAAUGUGUAGAUGGAGGAAGGAUGAAGGAAUUAUGUCUUAGGAAUAAAACUGAAAUGCCUUGCGAAAAAGGAAAAGUAAGAACUACAAGACAAACCUUACCUUAACCCUUACGUUAACCCUAAUAUUAAACCUAAUCCGAACCCUCAGCUCAGCACUAAUCUUAACCCUAAUCCGAACCCCUACCUCAGCACUAAUCUUAACCCUGAGGUUGAUGUAAAACUCUGUCAUUCAAAAUCCUAUUGUCUGUUUUCAAUUCAGCAAUACUGUCUCAGCUCAGGAAAAUGUGUAGAUGAAAGAAGGAUGAAGGAAUUAUGUCCUAGGAAUAAAACUGAAAUGCCUUGCGAAAAAGGAAAAGUAAGAACCACAAGACAAACCUUACCUUAACCCUUACGUUAGCCCUAAUAUUAAACCUAAUCCAAACCCUUACCUCAACACAAAUCCUAACCCUGAGCCUAACUAUAAACCCAUUCUUAACUUGAUGUAAAACUUUGUCCCUCAAAAUCUUUGUUUUCAAUCCAGCAAUACUGUCUCAGCUCAGGAAAAUGUGUAGAUGAAAGAAGAAUGAAGGAAUUAUGUCCUAGGAAUAAAACUGAAAUGCCUUGCGAAAAAGGAAAAGUAAGAACCACAAGACAAACCUUACCUUAACCUUAACCUUAACAUUAACAUUAACCCUUACCUCAAACACUAAUCUUAACCCUGAGCCUAACCUUGAACCCAUCCUUGACUUGAUGUAAAACUCUGUCGUUCAAAAUCUUCUGUUUUCAAUCCAGCAAUACUGUCUCAGCUCAGGAAAAUGUGUAGAUGGAGGAAGGAUGAAGGAAUUAUGUCCUAGGAAUAAGACUGAAAUGCCUUGCGAAAAAGGAAAAGUAAGAACUACGAACCUUACCUUAACCUUAACGUUAACCCUAACAUUAAACCUAAUCCGAACCCUCACCUCAGCACUAAUCUUAACCCUGAGCCUAACCACAAACCCAUCCUUGACUUGAUGUAAAACAUUCAUAAACAGAUGUAAAACUUGACUUGAUGUAAAACACCUAUCAUUCAAAAUGUUAUUGUCUGUUUUCAAUCCAGCAAUACUGUCUCAGCUCAGGAGAAUGUGUAGAUGAAAGAAGGAUGAAGGAAUUAUGUCCUAGGAAUAAGACUGAAAUGCUUUGCGAAAAAGGAAAAGUAAGAACCACAAGACAAACCUUACCUUAACCUUAACCAUAAUAUUAACCCUAUUCCGAACCCUUACAUCAGCACUGAUCUUAACCCUGAGCCUAACCGUUAACCCAUUCUUAACUUGUGUGACCCAAAAUCCUAUUGUCUGUUUUCAAUCCAGCAAUACUGUCUCAGCUCAGGAGAAUGUGUAGAUGAAAGAAGAAUGAAAGAAUUAUGUCCUAGGAAUAAAACUGAAAUGCCUUGCGAAAAAGGAAAAGUAAGAACUACAAGACAAACCUUACCUUAACCCUAACCAUAAUAUUAACCUUAUUCCGAACCCUUACAUCAGCACUGAUCUUAACCCUGAGCCUAACCGUUAACCCAUUCUUAACUUCUGUUUUCAAUCCAGCAAUACUGUCUCAGCUCAGGAAAAUGUGUAGAUGAAGGAAGGAUGAAGGAAUUAUGUCCUAGGAAUAAAACUGAAAUGCCUUGCGAAAAAGGAAAAGUAAGAACCACAAGACAAACCUUACCUUAACCUUAACGUUAACCCUAACAUUAAACCUAAUCCGAACCCUCACCUCAGCACUAAUCUUAACCCUAAUCCGAACCCCUACCUCAACACUAAUCUUAACUCUACUAAUCUUAACCCUGAGGUUGAUGUAAAAUUCUGUCAUUCAAAAUCCUAUUGUCUGUUUUCAAUCCAGCAACACUGUCUCAGCUCAGGAAAAUGUGUCGAUGAAAGAAGGAUGAAGGAAUUAUGUCCUAGGAAUAAAACUGAAAUGCCUUGUGAAAAAGGAAAAGUAAGAACCACAUACCUUACCUUCACCCUAACAUUAACCCUUAUCCUUGUGCUCGAAUAUGUCCAACAACACCGCUGUCAGGAAAUUUUUAACCCUAACAUUAACCCUUACCCCAACCCUUACCUCAACACUAACCCUGAGCCUAACCAUAAACCUAUUCUUAACUUGAUGUAAAACUCUGUCACCCAAAAUCUUCUGUUUUCAAUCCAGCAAUACUGUCUCAGCUCAGGAAAAUGUAUAGAUGAAAGAAGGAUGAAGACAUUAUGUCCUACGAUUAAAACUGACAUGCCUUGCGAAAAAGGAAAAGUAAGAACUGCAGACCUUACCUUAACCCUGAACCCUAUCCAAACCAUUAUGUCAAUACUGAUCUUAACUGUGAGUCUAGCUAGCCAUACUUGUGUCACCCAAAAUGUUAUUGUCUGUUUUCAAUCCAGCAAUACUGUCUCAGCUCAGGAGAAUGUGUCGAUGAAAGAAGGAUGAAGGAAUUAUGUCCUGGGAUUAAAACUGAAAUGCCUUGCCAAAAAGGAAAAGUAAGAACCACAAACCGUACCUUAACCUUAACCCUAACCUUAACCCUAACAUUAACUCUUACCUCAACACUAAUCUUAACCCUGAGUCUAACCAUAAACCCAGCCUUGACGUAAAACUCUGUCAUUCAAAGUCUUCUGUUUUCAAUCCAGCAAUACUGUCUCAGCUCAGGAAAAUGUGUCGAUGGAGGAAAGAUGACGGAAUUAUGUCCUACGAUUAAAACUGAAAUGCCUUGCGAGAAAGGAAAAGUAAGAACCACAGACUUUACCUUAACCCUAACAUUAACCUUUAUCCAAACCCUUACCUCGACACAAAUCUUAACCCUGCACCUCAUCAUCAACCGUUCUGAACCAUAGGUUCUCCGAAGUCUGCAUCUGAAAGUUUUGUGUUUGAAUUCCACAGGAAAUUUUAAUUUUUAGAUUUUGCUGCCAAGAAGAAAAAGAUAUUUUCUAAUCUUAACCCUGAGCUUAUCCAUAACCCAUUUUUAAGUUGAUGUAAAACUCUGUCUCUCAAAAUCCUAUUGUCUAUUUUUCAAUCCAGCGUUAUUGUCUCAGCUCAGGAGCAUGUGUCGAUGAAGCAACGAUGAAGGAAUCAUGUCCUAGGACUAGAACUGAAAUGCCCGUAUCAUGCGGAAAAGGCGAGGUGAGCAGAAUUUACGUUUACCAGUCAUUGCUAUCAAUGUUUAUGCAUAAACUUGUGGCUAGCUCAUGGGGAUUGCAUUCUAUAUCUCGAAUUUUACCAGUGGGUAUGUAGUAGCAUUUUACAUUCACCAUCCAACGUUGCGACACUGCGGUCUUUAUCGGGGCUGAUUUGCCAUGCAUCUUGUAGUGGAGGGGUGACGUCACCGCCUAACAAUGUGAUGACAUCAUGCUCUUGUGUAAGAUAGCUGCCGUCAUUCCUGUUCGACGCUUGUUGAUGUGCCACGUUAGGUUUAGGGUUUGGGGUAAGGAUUUUCGUUAUGGUUAAAGUGAAUCGGGUUAGAACUCUGCUGUAAAAGGAUUGAUGGAUUGUCAUAGCAUGUGAGAUAUCCCACACAAACGUGUGUUUUGGUUGAUGAAAUAAUUUAUUUCUUAAGAUAUGUUUUCAUUUGUUCUAGAAAUCAUGUCCAACAUCUACUGGAAUGACAUGUGUUGCAGAAGACGAAGAUUGUUCGCUACCCUGUCGUAAAGAAGAUGUAAGUACUAAGUACUGGAAUAUAAUAUGGACCAUUUUCAGAAUUACUAGACAACUGACAGAUCGGUUAUAGUGCUGUCCCUUACCGCUGAGUUAAGCCUGAUAGUAUAGGUUGAGUACUCUAAAACUCCUUUAAAUAUUUACCUCCCAUUUGAGGUGCAUGCUCUUCUCCACUUCGGCUGUUCCUGCCUAGGAUCUUCAGAUCUGUAAGAACUUGCGCGUUUUUACGUGCGUAGUGCAUCGUUUAGAAAGCGCGCAAGGGUCGCGAAGGUUUUCUUCCGCAAACACUGAACCCCUGUUUUACCUACAACACUGUAAAUAAAUGAAACUUUGAACUACUGGAGUUUGUUUUGGUAAAUUUCCAGUCGAGUUGUGGUACCCCUUCUAUCUUUUACAGAAAUUUACAUUGUCAAACAACUUGCAAAAAUCGCACAAGGGUCACGGAGGAUUUCUUUCAUACACACCAAGCCCCUUGCAGCUUCAGCACCUAACCACGCGCAGCAAUAAAUUUUAAUCCAUGUUUUGUGAAUUUUUAGCCGAAUUGUGGACCUUCGCCACGGCCUUCGGGACCUGUCGCAAGCACACGACCUCCGAGGAACAAGAAUGAUUAUUUCUUUGCUGGAACAAUCUCUGCAAACGUCGCAGAAGCUUUCAACCGUGGCCACACCCUGGGCGAGGUCCUAAAGAGACUCCGGUUUAAAGAAGCUCCUGUGGAGGGGACACUGAAGAAUGGCAGGGGACGUUGGCAAGUUAGGAAGAGUACUGUGGGCACGAAAAUAAAAGCCAGAUGGAUUGAUGUGAAUAAAGGUAAACUGUUAGAAAUAAGAUGCACGUAAUGUUUGCUCCCGAGGGAAAUAGUCUGCCGCCUGUAUUUUUAGAGCUCACUCACAGUCGGAGAGUGAAGGUUCAAUCUGAGUUUCGCUUGAGUGUCAGUGUAGUUUUUGAAUAGCCAGAGGGUUAGUGUCGUACCUUACUAUGUGAAUUCUCGCCCUCCAGCUAUUCAAAAACUGCACUAACACUCAAGAUAAGUCUAGAUUGAACCUCCACUCUUUGAGUGUGAGCGUGAGUGAGCUUUUACAAUACAGGCGUGAGUCUCAAGGUGUCUAAAAAACGCAAUGGAAAUUCAACAGGCUCUCGUGCAUCAUAAACUUAGCUAAACAAUUCAAUUUUUACAUAAGACGAAAUAGCUGUUAUUUAGCUUUUCUAUUAUACCUUUUUUAAAUCGUAACAAUGAGAAAUGGCCACAUACGUACUCUUAAAAAAAAUUGCCGGUCGAAAACGCAUUCUUCCACCGUUUGGAAUUGAAAAUUACCUUUGUGAGAUAUUUUAGUUUCUGACCAUCCAUAUUAUUCUCUAGGAAGCAAGAUUUCUCCCAGAGACAGCAUCAGAUUCAUGCCAGCAAACUCUUCAGUCCAUGGUUUCGAAGGCAUUGAACUGAAAAUCAACGACGUCUCCAAGUACAUCGGCAUAAUUGUUUUUCCCUGCGUCGUGCCAAAACUUGAAAUAAAGAAAGAACUAUCAGGUUUGCGAGUUUUAUAUAAUGUACAUAUUUUACUGUUUCGUAGGACAAUUGGGUGAUGAACUAAUGAAUAUACUUUUCCACUUGAUUAUGACUACAUUCAAUGUUUUAAAUUUUCCAAACGUUUCUCAAGCUGCAAACGAACUUAAAAAGUAUGUUUAGUGCUUUAUCUGUAAAAUAAUGCUAAAAUGAAGAGAUUUUAGAUGGUACGCCAAAGAGAAAACGAUGUCUGAAUUUCAGUAAGUUUUGCUUAUAUUGCUGUAUAAAUAUAUGGCGUGAAUUUUACAGCAUCAAUGAUAAUUGUAUUUAACUAGUAUUUUGUGUUUCUCAACCGCCAGAUACAUUUAAAAAGGUUGCUAAUUGUGUAAAGUACAAAAUAAAGCUAAAACAAAGUAAUUUUGAGAGGAACACCAAAAAGACUUUAGGUUUUGAAUAUUUUUCAACGCGACAUUGACAAAAUGCCCCUUAAUAAACUUGUGUCUAUCUUAUUUAUCAGGCGAGGAGGAAAAACCACUGAACUUCAAUCUUGACGAUGUAUUUACUGUGACGCGAGAACAAGCGAAAGCUAUGGCCUCGAAUCUUCACGACGAGUACAACGAGUUUGUACCUCAGACUGUUUUGAACCAAUAUCGUGAAAUGUUAAAAGGAAGAUCGUCUGGUGCGAACUUGGGUAUCAUGGUCAAGUCGACGGGACGACAUCGCUUGAUGGAACAAAGUGAAAAAUCUGCGAAAGAAGACGAGUCUCCUAAUGAACGACGACCUAGCAUGUAA
Paramuricea clavata is the source of this 9615-nucleotide messenger RNA. NCBI's taxonomy places the organism in Eukaryota, Metazoa, Cnidaria, Anthozoa, Malacalcyonacea, Plexauridae. The record is from the annotation of a GenBank genome assembly.